This is a messenger RNA of Xylaria bambusicola, 959 nucleotides long. Its product is annotated as RNA polymerase III subunit Rpc25-domain-containing protein. Gene Ontology annotation, biological process: DNA-templated transcription; transcription initiation at RNA polymerase III promoter. The transcript is spliced from 5 exons. The record is from RefSeq and is a predicted model, not a curated record. Gene Ontology annotation, cellular component: RNA polymerase III complex. NCBI's taxonomy places the organism in Eukaryota, Fungi, Ascomycota, Sordariomycetes, Xylariales, Xylariaceae. Bases 183 to 761 code for a protein of 192 amino acids.
AAUCCCCUAAUUUAUCUUAGCCCAUUGUACCCAUGCGUACCCAUGCACGCAACUUGAGGCUAAGUGUACCUAAGGGGUCUCAUGGUGGGGGUUCGAUUUUGAGCCUACCAAACCUCAUGACCUGGGCAAUAAAACAUGCGUACACCCUCGACGAUAAUUCCUAAUCGCAACGGGCGCGAAAAAUGUUCAUUUUAACCAAGAUCGCGGAUCUGGUGCAGAUCCCCCCAUCACAGUUUGAGCAGCAUAGCCGUGUAGCCAUUGAGAACAACAUCAACGCCAAGUACUCCAACCGCGUGAUACAGAAGAUUGGCCUUUGUAUCUGCAUGUACGAUCUCCUAUGGGCAUCAGAGGGACUGAUAGGACAUGGAAACGGACUGGUCAACGUCAAUGUUGAAUUCCGUAUGGUUGUCUUUAGACCCUUCAAAGGGGAGACUUUAUUCGGAACGAUUAGUAGCGCAAACCCAGAGGGACUGAAGAUUCGAACAGAUUUUUUCGAAGAGAUCUUUGUGUCCUACAAAGAACUGCCUGAAAAUACCGAGUACGAUCAUAACGAGAAAGCUUGGGUUUGGGUAGUCGACGAGGAUAGGAUGCAUUACGAUAAGAACGAAAUGGUCCGCUUCCAAGUCCUUGACGAGACCUGGAAUGACCAACUCCCUGACAGUGGAGGGCAAGAAGCCCUCGAUCGGGCCAGGAGCGUCCCGCCCUAUGCUCUCAAGGGAAGUAUGUUCAAGGAAGGAUUAGGAGUGUGUCUCUGGUGGUAAAGGACCAGCAGUGUUUAUGGUGAGACGGAUGAAGCUCAGCCCCCGUAUAAAUUACUAGGUGCGCUACUUGUCGUGGCAGACACAGGCGCGAUGCGAUAGGGGGAGGCAUAAGCAUAUUUUGGCGUUGGGGAGAUGGAAAAGGCGAUUGCCAUGAGUCUGGGAAGGCACCCACAAGCUUGAUCCUAUUUCUAUUUCUAU